AUGUCGAAUGAAAUUGUCAAGACCGAUCUCUUGAUCGUCGGAGCUGGCCCCGCCGGCGCAGCCCUGGCCUGUUUUCUCGCCUCUUAUGGGUUGACGGGGAUAAUGAUCUCGGCGGCGCUGGGGACCGCCGACACCCCUAGAGCGCACGUAACCAACAUGGCCGCCCUCGAGUGUCUUAGAGACAUUGACCUCGAGAAGCAAUGCAUCGAAGCCGGAGCUAGUGGAGACCACAUGAUCCAUACGAGAUGGUGUCAUUCGAUGGCCGGGGAGGAAUAUGCUCGUCUCUACUCCUUCGGGAAUGAUCCGAAGCGCAAGGCCGAUUACGAUGCCGCCAGCCCCUGCGAUCACAUUGACCUCCCGCAAACUCUACUCGAACCGAUCCUGACGCGGAGAGCCGUGGCCAAAGGAUGGACACUGCGGUUCAACACAACCUUUCUCACCUUCGCCCGCCCCUCGGACGAAAGAGAUGUCAUCAUCAGCACGAUUCGGGACGACCUGUCGAACCAAACCUACAAGAUCCAGUCCCGCUUCCUCUUUGGUUGCGAUGGCGCACGAAGCCAAGUUAUCCGCGAGCUCGGUAUUCCCCUCAUCAGGAAACCGGGUCAGGGGCAGGCGCUCAAUGUGUUGGUCAAGGCCGAUUUGUCCCACCUUGUGAAAAGCCGCGCGGGCAACCUCCACUGGGUGUUCCAACCUGAAAAAGAGCUCCCCGUAUGGGGUUGGUCAUGCGUCUUGCGGAUGGUACGGCCGUGGACUGAGUGGAUGUUCGUCUUCAUGCCGCGCCCCGGAGGUGAUCUCACGGGCGAUGACAUGAAUGCCUCACAUGAACAGUAUCUCUCCAGGCUGAAGGAAGUGAUCGGCGACGACUCGGUGGAUGUAGAGAUCCUGCACGUCAGCAAGUGGAAGAUCAACGAGAUCGUGGCCGAGUACUAUUCGGACGGCAAUAUCUUCUGCUUAGGCGACGCCGUUCAUCGCCAUCCGCCCUUCAACGGCUUAGGCUCCAACACGUGCAUCCAAGACGCCUUUAAUCUGGCAUGGAAGGUAUCAUAUGUCAUGUCCGGGCGCGCCGGGCCGCAGCUCCUCGACAGCUAUAGCGCGGAGCGCCAGCCGGUCGGUUUCGACAUCAUCACGCGGGCCAACCAAGGCCUGCGUGAUCAUAUACCGUGGAUGCAGGCCAUCGGCAUGACGGAAGUCGAGGUAGACAAGAGGAGAGGGCUACUCGCCGAGUUCGAUGAUAAGGGUGUGGUUGGGCGGAAAAGGAGGCAGGAGUUCCGCGAGGGCAUUGAGAAGACGCGGACUGAGUUCCACGGUCUGGGCAUCGAAAUGAACCAGCAGUACCGCUCCGGUGCCGUCUACCUUGACGACGAGCCCGAAGCCCCGCCGCUCCCGCAUGAAGUUGUCCUUGAACGACUAAUUAGCACCUACCCUGGCAUGAGGCUGCCACAUGCAUGGCUCAACACCCGGGUGCCGGGUCAACAGUUCUCUACCAUCGACCUUGCUGGCCAUGGGGGGUACUGUUUGAUCACAGGACCGGGUGGGAAUUCCUGGAAGGGGGCCGCGGAACAGGUUUCCAAAGCGGUAAACGUCCCGAUCAAGAGCUAUUCCAUUGGAUGGAACGAAGACUAUGAAGACGUGUACUUUGACUGGGAGAAGCGGAGGGAAGUCGAGGAGGAUGGGUGCGUGCUUGUCCGGCCGGACCGCUUCGUUGCCUGGCGCUCGAAGUCGUUGAGCAAGGACCCCAAGGGCAAGUUGGAAACGGUCAUGAGGAAAGUUCUGUCUCUGUGA
Molecule: messenger RNA, 1782 nt
Organism: Chaetomium globosum CBS 148.51
Lineage: Eukaryota; Fungi; Ascomycota; Sordariomycetes; Sordariales; Chaetomiaceae
Exons: 3
Coding region: 1-1782 (593 amino acids)
Molecular function (GO): FAD binding
Source: RefSeq, a predicted model, not a curated record